AUGGACGAGGCCGGAGUUGUAGAAGGCCAAGGAUCAAACGGCCUUGUUUUGGGAUCCUGGUAUACAAAAGCAUUGCUUAGAAAACAACCGGGAAACCGUGGUUGGACUACUUUUAUCGAAUGCAUUUCAGCUACGGGCCAAAACCUUCCUCCACUUGUUAUUUUCAAAGGAAAAUCGGUGCAACAACAAUGGUUUCCAACAAAUAUAACUUGUUAUCGUGGGUGGAAGUUUACCGCUACGGAAAAUGGCUGGACUGAUAAUCUUACUGCCUUGGAAUGGUUGCUGUGA
Messenger RNA from Pyricularia grisea, 288 nucleotides. RefSeq lists its product as uncharacterized. The record is from RefSeq and is a predicted model, not a curated record. NCBI's taxonomy places the organism in Eukaryota, Fungi, Ascomycota, Sordariomycetes, Magnaporthales, Pyriculariaceae. The transcript has a single exon. The coding region runs from base 1 to 288 and encodes 95 amino acids. Gene Ontology annotation, molecular function: nucleic acid binding.